Molecule: messenger RNA, 2403 nt
Organism: Pogoniulus pusillus (Red-fronted tinkerbird)
Lineage: Eukaryota; Metazoa; Chordata; Aves; Piciformes; Lybiidae
Gene: PTX3
Product: pentraxin 3
Exons: 3
Coding region: 48-1343 (431 amino acids)
Biological process (GO): innate immune response; host-mediated suppression of viral proces
Molecular function (GO): complement component C1q complex binding
Source: RefSeq, a predicted model, not a curated record
CCCUCGCCCUCCACUCAGCCCGGCCGAGCUCAGGGAGCAGCUUGAGAAUGCUGCUCCACCAAGGAUUUGCUCUGCUUACCCUCUGCUGUGUUUUCAGGGCUGCUCUGGCAGUGCUGGAUGAAGAGGAUGACUAUGAUCUUAUGUAUGUCAAUCUGGAUAACGAGAUCGAGGCUCCGGCUCCGGGUACCGAGGAAACUGCUGCCUGUGACUGCCAGCGAGAGCACACCAAGUGGGACAAGCUCUUCAUCAUGCUCGAGAACUCGCAGAUGAAGGAGAACAUGAUGCUGCAGGCUACCCAGGAGAUCCUGAAGGUGGACCUGCAGAUGCUGAAAGCAGAGCUGAGCCAGCUCACCACCAGCCUUGCCAGCACCUUUGCCACCACGCUGGAGAAAGUCACCUCCCAUAUCUUGUCCCAGGUGGAGCAGGUGCUUGUGAGGAGUGAUGACCAAGCUGGAGAAGCCAAAAGGUUUCAGGAGGCUGAGCAAGGAAAGGUUCUUGAGCAGAUCCUGCUGCUGAGCCACAACAUGUCCAGCAGGCUGGGCCGUCUGGAGAGCACCUGGCUAAGGAGGGCUGAGGUGGAAGCUCAGGAGACAGAGCUGCAGCAGGACAAGCUCAGUCCUGCCAGAGCAGACCACCUCCUUUUGAGCUCUCUGUGGAAAGAGCUGCAGCAAACCAGAGCCGAACUGAAGGCGUCGCAGCAGUGGGCAGCCCAGCGCCUUCUGCCAGCAGGGUGUGAAACAGCAAUUCUGUUCCCCAUGCGCUCCAAGAAGAUCUUUGGGAGCGUUCACCCAGCCUCUGGGCUGAGCCUUCCCUCCUUCACCGCCUGUGUCUGGAUCAAGGUGACCGAAGCUCUGGCCAAAACUGUCGUCUUCUCCUACGGCACCAAGCUCAACCCCUACGAACUGCAGCUGUACCUCAGCAGGGACUCUGCAGUGCUCGCUGUUGGGGGUGCCCAGCAGAAGGUGGCCGCCGGGGCUGUGGUGGUCCCCGGGCAGUGGCUCCACCUGUGCGGCUCCUGGAGCUCCCAGAACGGCUCCGCAGCCCUGUGGGUGCAGGGAGAGCUGGCGGCCACCGCCUCCGACCUCGCUGCUGGCCACACCAUUCCAGAGGGAGGGAUUUUGCAGCUGGGGCAGGAAAAGAAUGGCUGCUGUGCUGGGGGGGGCUUCGAUGAAGCUUUGGCCUUCUCUGGGAAGCUGACUGGCUUCAACCUGUGGGACAGAGCCCUCAGCGCCGAGGAGAUCGCGGCACAGAGCAGGGAGGAUGCCUGCAGCAGCAGGGGCAACGUUGUUGGGUGGGGAGUCACAGAGGUGCUGCUGUAUGGAGGAGCUCAGUAUCUCUCUUAAACCCUUAAAGGCAGCUUCUGGAGCAGAGAAGGUGUUUGGUGAAGAGCUGAGAGCAGACAUGUAGAGGAAGCCAAGGCCAGGAGCUUGUGUCCCUCCAACGGCCAGGGAAGGUGAGCGUUGAGAGCUUGUGCCCUGAGGACCUGUGGAGAUGCCCUUUGGUCUCUGCCUGAGGAUUUGGCAAGACACUGAGAACAAAACACAGCAAGGCAUUGGGAAAGCUGUUCCUGGGGUCAGACCACUGCUGACUCCAGCUUGGUGUUCUCUGAUGGACAACAGUGAGCACCACCAGGGACCUUUCAGAGCUGGAGGGCACCCCUGGCAUCCCUGCUGAAGCAAAGAGCCACAGAAAGGCUUGCUUGGAAGAGAACUUGAAGGUCAUCUUGUUCCAACCACCUUGCCAUGGGCAGGGACACCUCCCACCAGACCAGCUCAGGGCCCCAUCCCACCUGGCUGUCAACACUUCCAGGCUCAGAGCCUCCACAGCUUCUCUGGGCAACCUGCCCUGGUGCCUCAGCAUCCUCACGGGGAAGAAUUUCUUCCUGAUGUCCAAUCUUAACUCCAGCUUCUCCCAGUUUGAAGCCAUCAGCCUCCAUUCUGUCACUCCAUGCCUUGGGGAAAGGUUUCUCUCCACCUCCAAGCUGAGCAGCUCUCUCAGUCUGACUUCAUAGGAUAUUUGCUCCAGCCCUCAGCUCACCUUCAUGGCCUCCUCUGGAUAAUUCUUUGGCUUCCUUGGUUGGGCACCUCCUGACCAACCUCUUCAGAACAGAUUGUGCAUCUUCCAGGCUCCUGCAAGGCCUUUGGUUUCCACAGUGCUGAAGUGAGCUGGGCAGAGGAAGCAGAGAGGCCAAGGAAGAUGCUGUCCACUGACCCCUCGUAGUCAUUUGUAGACUCUACCCAAUGUAGUCUCUUGCAGAAAGCUUUUCUUGGCCUGCCACGUGGAAGUGCCAGCAGCUCCCAUCCCCUGGUGGCACCCGGGAGAAGGCACAGCUGUAUGAUAGUGUAAAUGGACUCUGGCAGAGUUUUAUUGAGAUUAUUUUUGUAAAUAAAGACCCUGACCAAA